Molecule: messenger RNA, 4696 nt
Organism: Tyto alba (common barn owl)
Lineage: Eukaryota; Metazoa; Chordata; Aves; Strigiformes; Tytonidae
Gene: GABRR1
Product: gamma-aminobutyric acid type A receptor subunit rho1
Exons: 10
Coding region: 130-1797 (555 amino acids)
Biological process (GO): chemical synaptic transmission; regulation of membrane potential; monoatomic ion transmembrane transport
Cellular component (GO): synapse; membrane; neuron projection
Molecular function (GO): neurotransmitter receptor activity; extracellular ligand-gated monoatomic ion channel activity; GABA-A receptor activity
Source: RefSeq, a predicted model, not a curated record
AAAUGUUUAAAAUGUUACUUUUGCUCAAGCUAGCACUUACCUUGCUAAAAGCAAUAUUCUUUCAUUUAAUGAUAAAAUAUUGGCAAAACACCUGAGAGGAGCUUUCCUGACAGCCAGCUGGGAGACAGUAUGAAACCAGAAACAAAUAUUUCCACAUUUUUUUUUUACCUAUUUUCCCCCGGGAAUACUUUGAAAAGAUUUUCCUCUCAUGAAAAUGCCCAGCUGCCUCUGGUGAGUAGCUGGAACAGCUGUGGUUGGCGCUGGCAGAGGCCGAGCUGCCUGCCUGGGUCCUUUGCCAGGCAAUCAAACCCAGUGGCAUCCCACCUCACAAAAAUAAUCGCUCCCCUCCUUUUGCCGUGCCCUGGCCGCGAGCCCUCGGCACCCCCACCCUCAGUACCCUCCGCCGUGCCCAGCCUGACACCAGCCUUUGGUAAAAAGGUGGAUGGAAAAAGCCAAGAGCCAUUUCACACACGUGACAGAAGCCAGCCGCAGCGGCAGCGCCGGGAGGCCCGUGGCGAGGUGCACAAGCAAGGCAGCCCAAUCCUAAAACGAAGCCCUGACAUCACCAAAGCUCCCCUGAUGAAGUCAGAGCAGCUGCUGCGAAUAGAUGACCAUGACUUCAGCAUGAGACCAGGUUUUGGAGGCCCUGCAAUUCCUGUUGGGGUGGAUGUUCAAGUUGAAAGUCUGGACAGCAUUUCUGAGGUGGACAUGGACUUCACCAUGACGCUUUAUCUGAGGCACUACUGGAAAGACGAGAGGCUGUCCUUCCCCAGCACCAACAACCAAAGCAUGACCUUUGAUGGCAGGCUGGUGAAGAAGAUCUGGGUCCCCGACAUGUUCUUCGUCCACUCCAAGCGCUCCUUUAUCCAUGACACCACCACAGACAACGUCAUGCUGCGGGUCCAGCCAGAUGGGAAGGUACUUUAUAGCCUCAGAGUUACAGUAACAGCAAUGUGCAACAUGGAUUUUAGUCGCUUUCCCCUGGACACACAGACAUGUUCCCUGGAGAUUGAAAGCUAUGCCUACACUGAAGAUGACCUCAUGCUCUACUGGAAAAACGGGAAUGAUUCCCUAAAAACAGACGAGAGGAUAUCGCUGUCCCAGUUCCUGAUCCAGGAGUUUCACACCACCACAAAGCUCGCCUUUUACAGCAGCACAGGGUGGUACAAUCGCCUCUACAUAAACUUCACUUUACGCCGACACAUCUUCUUCUUCUUGCUCCAAACCUACUUCCCUGCCACCCUCAUGGUCAUGUUGUCCUGGGUGUCCUUCUGGAUCGAUCGCCGAGCAGUUCCUGCCAGAGUCCCGUUAGGGAUAACCACCGUGCUGACCAUGUCCACGAUCAUCACCGGGGUCAAUGCCUCCAUGCCUCGUGUUUCCUACAUUAAAGCAGUGGACAUUUACCUGUGGGUCAGUUUUGUGUUUGUCUUCCUCUCAGUGCUGGAAUACGCAGCAGUGAAUUACCUGACUACGGUGCAAGAACGGAAGGAGAGGAAACUGCGGGACAAGCUUCCCUGUGCGUGCAGCCUACCUCAGCCUCGGCCCAUGAUGAUGGAUGGCAGUUACAACGACGGGGACGUGAAUGAGCUGGGGCACUACGUGUCCGAGAACGGAGACAAACAAGACCGAAUGAUGGUGCAGCUGGCGCUGGGGUCCGAGAGGGGCUCAGGCAGGAGGAAAAACCAGAGAUAUGUCAGCAUGAGGAUCGACACUCAUGCCAUCGACAAGUACUCCAGGAUAAUAUUCCCUGGUGCAUACAUUCUAUUUAAUUUGAUAUACUGGUCCAUUUUUUCAUAAAUAUACAUAGUCACAGAGUGUUGGGACAUUAAAUGAAAGUACAGACUCAUAGGCUACCAGAAAGAACAUGGAGAAUUGUUUUAAUUGGAGGGGAGAUUGGUUUUUUUUCAGGAUUUAAUUUUUUUUUUUAAAUUAGAUGCAACUCAUCUGUGGCAUAACUAAUCGUGCAAGUUACACAUUUCAGCAAAAUAUAGGAUAUGCAAUCUAAGAUUUUAUACUUAUUUAAAGCUGUGCUAUGUUCCUUCUUGUGCCUCACAGGCCACUGUAAACUAGUUAAACAAAUUACUAUAAUUGCCAGCUGCUUAUCUAUGCUCCAUUUUGUCCCUCUGAAAUCCCAAUUCUCUAAGUACCUGCCUGAGUGCAUGCAUACGUCUCUCAACUCAGCAGACUUACCACAUUCAAUACCAAGAAAUACAGGAAUAUGCAAAUACUUACGUGUUUGCAGAAGGCCAGAAAUGGUCAUUACAGACACAAAAUAUCCAGUACCGGGAAACACUCUGGCAAGACCACUGAUGGCUACAGCUUGCCUUCACUGCUUAAUGCAGCUGCCCAGCAGUACCGCACUGACAGGUCCAUGGAGGCAUACUGGCACACUUGUGCUUUGUCUUGAUCAUAUUUAAAACAAGAAGAUCUUUCCAAGCUGUUUUGACUAUCUUUUUAGAAUAUGACUUGCAGUGUGCAUUUACUAAGGAAUGAACAGAAGCCAGGCUUGCUGCAAUGCUAACCAAGUCCUCUGGGAGAGACAGGAGCUCUCCUUGGAUCUCCUUAUUUGGGUCAGUGGUAGUUUUGCUCUAGUUUCCUGGGAAAGGAAACAAGUUUCUCUACCAAAUGAUUCAGUGAAGACAAUCAGGUGACUCUGAAAAGAACAAAACUACUCCUUUCCUCUGAGGCAGCCUGGGCAUUACUGGUCUGUACAGCCUGAGAACCUGUUGCAGCCUGUAAAGCCACCAGUAACUGUACUCACUUCCAGGAAAAGCCUAGUUCAACUGGUUGUAGUGAAAGCAUCCCAGAAAGGUGCUCAACAGUUGACAAAGCAGUAGUAAGGACUUUAUAUUUGGGUUACUAAAGAUAUUAUGCCAAAAACUUUGAAAUGAAGUAAAAAGGAGCUUCUGCCAUGAGAGAGUAGCUCCACUGCAGGCCCAGGUACAACUAACCGACUCCGCUCUCACGCCGCAUCCAUCCCCCCGCACCCUGCAGCCCACCGUGCCCUCGGAGCAGGCUCAGCGCCCUCCAGGGCGGGAGCGAGGAGACACAGCUGGAGCUGGGGGCACUCGGCCAGGACUCGAGUCCCAACUCUCCAGUUUCUGCAGAGCAGCCAGUCAGCUCCAUUUGGAAAAGGCAAAAUCCGUGAUGCAGAAGUAGUAAAACAUUUCAGGGAAACAAGAAUUGGUUGUAAUGGAAUCAGGCGGCUUUACAGUAACAGGAGCACCAAAGGUGUCUCAGAAGGUGUGGUUACUCAGUCGGCUGCUACCACGUUACACACCUACAUCCACAAAGAUAACUGGAGGUUUGGAUUAACAGGGCUUUAAAUAUAUGUGUGCUUUUGCACACAAUUACGAAAUUCAUUACUCCCUGCACAGCAGAAACUGUUGUCUUUUACAGGUGUAGCUGCUCCAAGAAUCAGACCAAAGCAGUUGUGUCUCCAAAAGGAAAGUGAAUCUUCCUACAUGAAAUCUGCCCUGGACUGACUGGUCUGCUACUCUAUGCAUUAGGCUUGUGACACAGAUAUCGCAGUUGUUUGAGCACUGCUGGUUGUUGCUUUAAUUUCCUAUGUAAAUAAAUGUAAUGUAAACACACUCAGCUUUUCUUACAGCUGCUAAAAACAUGACCUGCAAAUCUACCUACGCUCACCUUGCACUUACAGCCUACACUCUAUAGGUAAGGCAGUGAAAUCACAGAAGUUAAAAUCAUUGAAAGACACACCCACCUGUAACAUAGUUUUACUACCCCUUUCUACGUAGGGUUUUUUUUUUUUUCCCACAUAUGCAUACUAUCUUCAUUUUAUCAAGUUUCCUUCAUAUCACAUUAUUCUCCAGAGAGGCUUUUUCAAGAGAUUGAAGAAAAAAAAAAACCAACCCAAACUAUCUUCUUAAACCUUAAACACUUCAGUCAAAUGAAGGUCAAAAGAUCACUCUGGCAAAAGCAGAUGAAAAGCUGACCACCAGGUUUGGCCACCCUACCUUAUUCCUUAUUCCAAUGGCACCUUCCCCCACAAAUAGCUCCAAGAUUUCUUGAGCACUACUUGCACAGGAAUGCAUUCAGAUUCUCAGUAUUGUCAGAACCUAUUUCUACAAUUUAAGAAUAGCACAAACAGGAGUGUGACAUUUUACAGUAAGCUCUCCAGCUUCCUAAGAAGCUUGAUGCUAUGUAGUUUGCUGCAGUACUGUACAUUCCUUUAUAGACUCAUUGAUCUCAUACUCCAUACAGUAUUUAGCAUCUGAGCAGCAUAUUAAGGGAGAUUUUGAAGGUACACAUUCAAGUUGGAAUUCUGAAUUCCCUGGCUUUCAGUGGGAGACUGGUUUCUAACCCCCCAUGUGAUUUGCAAAGCUUCCUUUUCAGCAGGUCUCCCUAAACUGAUCCCCCAACCUCUAUGUUUGCAUUUACACUGAUAAUUGUGUUUUAUUUGGGAAACUCUAGUGCCUUUUCAGUCUUAUAUAAAUGUGUAUAUAGAUGUGCUCUAUAAGUACAGGAUAUGUCAUAUACAGCCAGUGUUUGCUAUCAACUGUACUCAUUAAACAUAUUUACAUACACAGCUUUUUGGCUUCUAACCUUUCGGUGUAUGGUUUCUGUAUCCAGUCAUUAACACACUGCUCCUUUCCACUUCCACAAUAAAUCAGAGUGAUUUGGUUUUGUUUAUUUCUAGAAACACUCAAAAUCACAAUAAAACUUCACAUUUGUA